This is a messenger RNA of Xyrichtys novacula (pearly razorfish), 8610 nucleotides long. NCBI's taxonomy places the organism in Eukaryota, Metazoa, Chordata, Actinopteri, Labriformes, Labridae. The record is from the annotation of a GenBank genome assembly.
GAGUGUUUGUGGAGGCUGUCUGGAAAUAAUUACCCGUGUAUUGGACUCGUUCUCCGGGUAAAAUUCAGCAGCAGAAACAAACAGUUUCAAAACACUGACCACAUCCCCGUUAGGUGAGGAAGUGUUUGUGUUCCCAGGUCGACAAAGAAGUUGUUCUGAGGCCUGGAGGACAUUCUGCAAGGAGUCGAGGGCCAGACGGCUGAAAGGAGGGAGACAAAGAUGGCUUGUUCAGGAGGAGGAGGAGAGGCUUGAGAGGAAAUCAGGGGAGAAGGAGAGGGGGUUGCACAGGAGAGAGGGAAGAGUGGGGAAAGUAAGGGAGGAUGGGAGGAAAAGAGAGGAGGGAGGAGUGAGUUUCCAUCCCUCACCGCAGGAAAUCUGUGUUUGGUUUAAAUGCCAGCCGAAGUCUCUUUACAAGCUGCCCGUGAGUGUGAGCGUCAGGGAAAUACAGCAGCAUGGUCAGCCGGUGAGUUACCUUUCUUUUCUCUCACUCUGAUUAGAAAGUUUGUUUUCCUUUUCUUAAAAUAAGGUGUGAUGGUAAGUUUGAACAAGAUAUUUUAAGUUCCUUCUUUAAAAUGGGUGGAAAUUUGAAUGGGGUUUGGUCUGUUGGAUCAAAACAUCAUAUUAAAACCACACUUAGAUUCCUUCAAAUAGUUAUGCUGAUUAUAAAUUUUGAAGAUCUCCCUUUAAAGUAAGAAUCAGGCUUAACUGCACAGGAUCAAGAUGUUUGGUAGGUGUCAGAAAAGACAAAGACACCAGUGAGGAGGUUUUAUAGUUUGGAGUUGGCAAAACAACUUCACCACGUGGUCCUUUUGGUCACUUUCCUGCAGUUUUUGACAGUUUUGCACAAACUUCUUGAGCAGAUGGAUGGAUGCCUGCUCCAAACUGUUAACAUUCCCAAAUUUUCCAAGCUUGAACUUUAGAUUUUAUCCUUCAAUCCUAUUACAAUCAUUCAACUCAAACUGCUGUUACAAUUAAACAUACAACAGCUACUAAAUUAACCUUUUUUGAUUGUAAGAUCAAGACAAAGCAAACUCUAUCAUCAGUAUUCAAGAUUUAUGCAGAACAAUAAGAAAGUUAUUUCAUAACUCCGAUGUAAACUGUGUCUUAACUCUGUUUUGUUUUUUUCCCUCCAGUGUGGAGCAUCCUGCCGCAGGCUACAAGAAGAUCUUUGAGACGGUGGAGGAGCUGAAUGAGCCCAUACCUGCUCGGAUCACAGGUAAGGAGGAGAAGAGGUGACUUUUUUAAAGUCAAGUAUCACAGAGCAAAGUUAGUGUUUGAUUAAAAGUUCAUUGUUCAUUUAUUCCGUCAGGCUUGAAGUUUGGGGUUAGCAGCAGCAUAAAAUCAUGAUUUAUAUAACAGAGAAGAGGAGUAUCUAUCAGGCAGGAUUUUGAAAUCUUAAAGAUUACUGACAAAUAGUAAAAAACAAAUCAAUAGUAGUUCAAAACUGGCAGGAGCAGUUUGUUGUAGUUCAGAAAAUGGGAAAAAUGAGAGGAAAUUUAAUUGUAAACAUCAGAAAGCACAGAUGACUUGAAACCAGAGAUGUUUUUCUGUGGUUGGAUUCUUUUUACAGAGAGAUUUUAAGAGUUUUAAAGGGUUUCUGUUGCAGUUUAAACAGAAUAAUUUGACUUUACGAAACAGGCAGGCAGGGAGGAUUUAUUCUUGAUGCAGAAGUUUCAUUAAAAACUUGAUUUUUCAUCCUCACAUUGGUUGUCAUGUAACUGUAACUGGACAGACCAUUUAUUCCUGACUGUUUCUGUUUUAAAUAGCAGGUGAUAUAAAAGCAAAAACAAGAGUUUCCUUCCCCAGGCUCCUGUCCAGAGUUGGAGUUUGUUAAAACAGUGAAAUAUUCGUCUCUGAUUCUCUGAAAAACAUUAAAAACCAACUUAAACACAUUUAGUGAUAGGUAAGGUUUAACAACUGAACAGAAAGACCUCUCAGCUCGCAUAACGAUCAAAUAUAGUCUUUCCAGCAGCUGUUGAAUCCAAAUGUUUAUGUUAACAUCAAAAAACACUUGAAAAACAAUAAAACUAUUUAAAAAGUAAGAGUCGAUGAUGUAGCAGAAUAUGUUCAGACCUCUGGGAAGGAAAAGGCCCUAAAAAGAAAACUAAUGUUCAGCCAAUAUGUAGAGGCAGAGCGUCAGAUAUUUGGAGCUGCAGCUGGAAAGGUUUGGUCCUCCCUGAGCUCCGACCAAAACCCGGGUCCGCAGAUCUGGGUGUCCUUUAUAAAAGAGGAGGUCUGAGAGAUAAGUAGAUAAGAUGUGCUCAUGAUUAUGUCCACCAGAGGAAGACAAGGUUCCAUGUUUGCUCUUGUUUUGCUUGAUUAUUAGUUUUGGAUGACACAAGGCUGAAAAGGAGCGGAUACUCCAGCCAGGUCCAGUCCUCAGAUAAGAAAGCUCUCUGUCACUCACAUCCUGCAUGUUCGUGUGUUCGCAGGUAGGAUACCGUCAUGGCUGGGCGGCAGUCUUCUCAGGAUGGGUCCUGGACUCUUCGAAAUCGGAGACGAACCUUUCCACCACCUGUUUGACGGACAGGCUCUCAUUCACAAGUUUGACCUGAAGGACGGUCGUGUGACCUACUACAGGAAGUAAGGACAUGACAUUUCUUGGUUUUUAGGGCGAUCCAAUUUUCUUUUUUACUCUUCGUCCUCUUCUGGGAAACAUUUAACCUUCUGCCUGACUGUUCCUUGAGAUUUUGGCGAGGUGUGUGUGCUCAGGAAUUUGAAGGGAGUUUUUGCAUCGUUGGAAAUUUUCAUACUUUUUUUCUGCCAAAGAUAAAAAAUACCACGCACCUUUUUCUUUAUCGUUUUUAUCAGUUUGGUGCAGAUCCAAAUCCUGAUACAGACAUUUCACCACAUCUGAUUCCUGUUACUCAACUGUAGAAAACAGCUGACGGUGAAUUCAUCCAAACUGAAAUGUUGCAACAGCAGAAAUAAAACACAAUACUUGAAUACAGACACACACAGACACACAGCAGCUACAAACCGCAAAAAUCCCUCAAACUGCUGAAGAGGUGUUUUGUUUAUGCAGCACAGUCAGGAGGAUGUUUUAUAGAUGUCAUAUUCACCUCCACAGUUUGAUUACUCUGAUUUAUUUGCUGCUCUAACGUUGACGUCUCUGCUCAGGUUCAUCAAGACGGAUGCUUACGUUCGAGCCAUGACGGAGAACAGAGUCGUCAUCACCGAGUUUGGGACGGCAGCUUAUCCAGACCCCUGCAAAAACAUCUUCUCCAGGUGAAAAUGAUGAAACCUCACAAAGACACAUUUUACCCUCUCAGCCAUAAAGUCCAAUAUCAUCCUCUCAUGGACCUUUACUGCAAAUGAGCAUUUUUACAAACACUCAGUACAGUGCAUCAGGGGUUUGUGCAUGGUUACGAGUUACUCUAUAUCCAUGUUAAAUUAACAAAUACCCAAAUUGCGUGAAACAAAUGUAAUAAAUCUAAAGCUUUCCAACUUGUGUAUAUUCCCUUUUAUGGAAACCCUUCAUGGAAAGUGUAUUAUUGCAUUAUUUUAAUUUUAUUUGUAGGUUUUAAAUCUUUAAAGCUCCAAUAAGGAGUUUUUUCACAUCCAUGAAAUUCACACUGAAACUUUUUAUUGAUAUUCAGAAUCAAACAAAGUCAUCAGCAACACGAUUCCUGAUUUUUAAAUAGUAAUUUCUAAUGUCUGAAACUGGUGUGAGGGGGUCAGUGUCGGCCAAGCAGCUGUUUUUACCUUUUCACAGUCAAAAGUCAACAGGACGACCUUAGACAUCUGAACACAGGGGGCGCCAACACUGACACAAAGUCCUCACAGGAGCUUUAAAUAUAAACUUAGCACGUCAGUAACUUCAUCGUUUGUUCCAGAAACGGAAAUCUCCUUCAAUAAUGUAUCGAAAACUUAAAUUUAUUUGAUUAUUCCCCAAAACGAGAACAUUAAUUUACAGAUCGUUCACUCCAUUUUCCCAAAAUGUAUCUAGAUAUCUCACAAGAAAAGUGUUGAGAGGAUAUUUUGCAGAUCUAAACACUCGGCUUCACCUUGGUCUCUGAUCUGCUAAAUGAAAAUUUGAUGAAGGUUUUUCACCAUCUAGACUGUGUGUGUUUUAUUUACUCUUAAACUGCUUAAUAACAGUGUAAUAGACUGAGAUGUUUUGAGUUUAUAGUGACGAAAAAGUACAAUAAAACUCUAGAAGGCCAAGAAAGCCAAAUUAAUUAUUAUGUAAAUUAUUAUCUUGGAUCAUGUUUUAUUUUAAGGCAUUUUUCUGAAGAUGCAUGUUAAAGUGAAUUCUCUCGAUUUAAACCCUAAACUGAAAAAUUCAAGUGUAAACCUGAAAAAGGAGCAUCUUAAAAUAUCCGCGCACCAUGUUAAAUAUCUGACGUCUGUCUGCCUUUCUGGUGAAAGAUUAUCCUUAAUGUCUAAUCCUGAGGACUAAAAGCCUCUGUGUAAUAUUAUACAGACAAACAUUUGGGUAAUUUGGCCUUAUGGCAAACUAAUUUAUGACAAGUUAUGCAAGUGAGAUGAGAAAUCCUCAUACCGUCUGUGUCAGCUCUGAAAACUGCUGGUGUGGUUCUCCGCUUCGAUUCAGAAAUGUGAGCCAUAAAAAGCACCUGUGGUACAUCUGUGGGUGGAGACGACUCAGGAGUUAUUUUACGCUGAAGAGGUUCAUCUGCCUGAGAGAGAGAGCAGCUGGUUUUUAAUGUACCCAGAGGGUGUUCGAGUUCAUUUAAGGUUUAAAAAACUACUCCUCUGUUGUCACCGCCACAUUUUUAACUCUAAGAAAGUGAAAACUGUUACACCGCAACUCAGGAAGACACCGACUCAGAGGGGGAUUGGACUAAUUUACUGAUAAAAGACUAUUUUACAGUUUUAGUUUCAUUUAUACAGUCCCAGCAAAAGCUGAAAUAUAUGUUACCCUGCAUGUAUUUUCACUUACUUCUGCAAGGAUGUCUAAAGUUGCAACACAAAUCAACUUUUGCAAUAAGGGGUUUGACUCAGAAUCUUUUAUGGUCACUUUUGGAUUUUAAGACCCAUGACUAGAGACCUGACAUGGACUCAUCUAUAUCAAUGCAAGACAGUUCUAAUGCUGAAAUGAUUCUUCUUCUACUUACUGCACUAUGUUGAAAAACAGGCUGAUCAUCAGCUCUGCUCCUGUCUCUGCAGAUUCUUUACUUACUUCAGAGGAAUGGAGGUGACUGAUAACUGCUUAGUGAACCUCUAUCCAAUCGGUGAAGACUUCUACGCUGUCACGGAAACCAACUACAUCACCAAGGUGGAUCCUGAUUCGCUGGAGACUUUAGGGAAGGUGAGAACUUAUUGGCUGAAUAUAUAAUGGAGAAUAUUUUGGGUUAUCUUGAUUAAUUCUUGGGUUUGUCUUCUUGUAUUUUUCAGGUGGAUCUGUGUAAGUACCUCUCAGUGAACGGGGUGACGGCUCACCCCCACAAAGACCAAGAUGGUACGGUCUAUAACAUUGGGAACUGCUUUGGGAAGAAUAUGAGUUUGGCUUAUAACAUCGUCAAAAUCCCCCCAGCUGAGGAAGGUGAAAUUAAAUCCUUAUUUAAAACAUCCAAAAGUUAAAUCAUACGAAGCUUUUCUUUUCUUUCUUUAAGAUGGUUAUUUUUCAACGAAUCAAACUUAACUUCAACGCCAAUCCUAAAGUUGCAAAUAAUUAUUGUCCAAAGGUGAGUCAAAUCCUCUGGAGAAAUCUCAGGUGGUGGUUCAGCUUCCCAGCAGUGAGAGGUUAAAACCCUCCUACAUCCACAGGUACAAAGUCUCUUCUGUUUCUCACCAUGAGCACAUCGUACCAUGACUUUGAGCUUCAUGCCUCUUUUUUCCUCUCUGUUUAUCUGUUUGUAGUUUUGGUAUGACAAAAAACUACUUUGUGUUUGUGGAGCCGCCUGUGAAGAUCAAUCUGCUCAAGUUCCUCUCAGCCUGGAGCGUCAGAGGAGCCACAUACAUGGACUGCUUUGAAUCCAAUGAGACCAUGGGGGUGAGUCAGGCUGGGUUAGAUGCUCAUCCACACCAACUAGACUCAGAGGGUGAUAGGAAGCUGACGUUAAAUCAUAUUUAUGUCACAGUACCAUUGUCUUCUUUAAAUUCAUUUACUCUUCAUAAAAAAAUCUCAGGUUGUUGUUUACCGCUCGUUUAUUAGGUGUAUUUGUGUGUUUGUGUUUUAUAGACUUGGUUCCAUCUGGCCACCAAAGACCCUGCAAAUCAUCUGAACAACCACAAGUUCAGAACGUCGGCCUUCAACGUUUUCCACCACAUCAACACGUACGAAGAGGAGGAGGGAUUCAUCGUGGUCGACCUCUGCACCUGGAAAGGGUGAGUAUGACCCUGAGUGUGUGUGUGUCUGUGUGCGUGUGUCACAGUCUCAUCCCUCCUUCUGUCUCCACAGUCACGACUUUGUGUAUAACUACCUGUACCUGGCCAACCUGAAGGGGGACUGGGAGGAGGUGAAGAAGGCAGCGAUGAGAGCUCCUCAGCCCGAGGUCAGGAGAUACGUUCUGCCGCUGGAUAUACACAAGGUGAGCUGAAUAUGAGGUAUGAGGUCAAAUGUAUGAAUGUGUUUACAUAAUGAGUAACGGUGAAACUGCAGAGUGACUUUGGCGGCUAAACGAAGAUGCUUCAGUAUUUUACUCUCUGGUUUUAAUUCUGUUUUUUAUGUUUUUCCGUAUUUUCAGGAGGAGCAGGGGAAGAAUCUGGUGUCUCUGCCUUACACCACAGCGACUGCUGUUCUCCGUAGUGAUGGAACCAUCUGGCUGGAACCUGAAGUCCUCUUUUCUGGACCCAGACAGGGUGAAAACAAAAAAACUAUACACAAGGGUUAAGAUAAAGUGAGACCAAGAAUAUUUUACCACAGAAAUCUUGGUCAAGUGUAUCUUAUACCAUAUUCUAUCAUGUUCUUUUUAAUUUUCUAUCAUAUUAUAUCAAAACAUUACAUAGUGCAUCAUGUUAUAUUGAAUUGUAUCAUAUCAGAUCAUAAUGUUACGUGCUCUACAGUGACCUAAUGUGACGUCAUCUAACUCAACAAAAUUUAUAUUUGUAUCUUCUAAUAUUGUAUCUUAUCGUAUCAUUACCUACCAUGUCAUUUUAUACUUUAUUUAUUAUAACAAAACAUAUCGUAACAAAACUCGUAGUAUCACAUCUCACAUGUUGUAUUGUAUCAUAUCAGACCUGGUCAUAGCGUUGCUUAAUGUAUUGCACUCUGACGUACUGUUAAGUCUUGUUGAAGUCUUUAAACACAACGUAACAUAUGUUAUCACAUUAUUUUGUAUUGUAUCUUAUCGUAUCAUUUGUUUAGUUUGUUUUUAUAUCCUACUGUGUCAUUUUGUAACACUAUUUCAGGUAAUGUAACAUAAUUAGGGCUGUCAAACGAUUAAUCUUUUUAAUCGCGAUUAAUCGCAGAAUCUUCAUAGUUAACUGUGUUUAAUCGUGGUUUGAAUUGCAUGUUUAAAACUCUGUUAUUUUGCAUUUUAAGGCAGUUUUAAGCCCAUAAUGAAAAGUAUUUCUUACCAGAGUCUUAACUGGGAAUCAAAUGAACACAAAGAAAGAAUUUCCUUUUUGACCUUUUUGUAUUCUUUCAAAAAAGUGCCAUGUAGACCAACUUAAUGUUUCUCUCUCUCUCUCUCUCUCUCUCUCUCUCUCUUUCUCUCUCUUUUCCUGUUUUUCAGCCUUUGAGUUUCCACAGAUUAACUACUCUCUGUGCAACGGGGAGAAGUACUCCUUUACUUACGGCCUCGGACUGAACCACUUCAUCCCUGACAGGGUGAGGGAGUAUUUUUUAGUCCUCAGACAUGCGUUCGGUCUUCUUAUUGUCACUGAUGUCGUCCCUGUUGUUGGUUUUCUAACUCACAGAUAGUGAAGCUGAACGUUCAGACCAAGCAGACCUGGGUUUGGCAGGAGGAGGAGUGCUACCCUUCAGAGCCGCUGUUUGUACCCAGACCUGGAGCAACAAGGGAGGACGAUGGUACCGCAUUCUUUUACUUAGACUUGGACAGACUUAGAAGGUGUUUCCUGAUCAAAAAGCACACUCACUUUAUGUCUCCGUGUUUCAGGUGUGCUGCUGAGUAUCGUGGUGAAGCCGGGUGCAGAGAGACCCAGCUUCCUGCUGGUGCUGGACGCCAUGAGACUGACAGAGCUGGCCCGUGCGGACGUCGACGCCAUCAUCCCUGUGACCCUCCACGGACUGUACAAACCAUGAACCCUCAGAAAAUGGACUCCAAAUAAAAGUUUUCUGAACACAGAACCACGGCAGAACUUUUUAUUAUACGCAAAAUAAUCAUGUAUGUCAGCCGUUGUUGUUUUUGAGGGAUCCAAGAGGGAGGAUUUGUUCUUCAGGGUCUUAAAGCAUUAUAAAAAAUAAAAAACAAUACUCGUUUAUCAAACACAUUUAGCACAUUUAUCCUGCUGAACUUCUUUUGGCUUUGCAGUGCUUCUCAGGGUCACUGGAAAGAUAAGGAAUUUAUAAUAUUGUUUGCAGAAGAAGUUAUUUACAAUAAUGAGCAUUUAAUCAUUUACUAUUUCAAAGUCUGAGAGUUCAAAUAUCCGACUUUUUGAUGACUUUGAUUUCAAAAAAAGAUGUUACUGUAUCAAGCUUCAUCAUUCCUUGUGGCUCAUGAAUAAAAAUGAGUCUCAAACAUU